AUGUUCGUCGGUUCGAUGGACUGUUUUCUAACAUAUAAUCUUUCAUGUAUAAAUGGUACUCUUGCUCAGUUAAAUUCAUCGACAUUUGUAUUCGGAGACAUUCUACGUCCUCACGUCCUAACUGGUGACGACUAUUCGACAACAGAUCUAACAUCAUCGAAACCUACUCAUCCCGAACCAUCAUCGAUCUUUGUUUCGACUCAACAUUGUAUCAUAACAUCAAUUAUACUUGGUGCAAUUAUUUUAGGAACAGUAACGGGAAAUAUUCUUGUUAUCGCUGCUGUUAAAUUAGAAAAAGCGCUUCAUGCUGUUGCUUACUAUCUCUUCGUUUCAUUAGCGGUGGCCGAUCUCCUAAUCGCUACAAUGGUAAUGCCCAUUACUCUUUUGAAAGAAGUAACACGUUCAUGGAUACUUGGUUCGUUUAUAUGUGAUGCUUUUGUGACAAUUGAUUUACUAUGUUGCACAGCUUCAAUAUUGCAUCUUGUUGCCAUUGCACUCGAUCGUUAUUGGUCGAUUACCAACCUGGAUUAUGCAACAAAGCGCACACCUGCUCGAAUCUUGAUUCUAAUAUGCGUUAUAUGGGUAACAUCAAUCUUGAUCUCCAGUGCUCAUCUCUUUCCUAUAUUUCGUGAUGUUAAUGGUCGUCCUUCGGAUCAAUGUCGUUUAAUAGGCAAUGUACCAUAUACUAUCAUUUCGACUGUUGGAGCGUUCUAUAUUCCUCUCAUUGGGAUGUGUAUCAUCUAUUGGAAGAUUUUUCAAGCGGCCAAAUUUCGUAUACGUCGUCGUGCAUUCAACUCUGAACGUUCGACUGCAACAACAUCGCUGCGACUACCACCGUCAGGUAUUACCUCCGUGCCGGAAACACAUCCACAAACGAAUGCUUUACUUACAUCAGAAACCGACAAUCAUGAAGUGCCGCAUCCAAAUAAAAGCAAAUAUCAAGCAUUUUCUUCUUUCCAACUAAAAAGACUUUUCAAAAGAAAUCUGAUCGUUUCCAAUCAUAAUCAUCCGCAUGAUAUUGAACCCGAGAACGGUUCAACGAUCUCCUCCAAUGCAAGUCAACAUCAUAAUGAUUAUCAAUUAAAACCAUUGAAAAAAUCCAAGAAUUCUCUAAUAAAAAAGCCACGUUCUAGUCGUACUACAACUACUGCAGUUAUCUCCUCACCUACAAUUCAAUCAAACACGAACAAUCGUUCCAAACAAGACUCAGAAGACGAUUCAUUACAAAUCAAUUCUCCUGCUUCGAUAUCGUCGACUCGUCGUUUAAUAACACCGUCGUUUAAUAAUGAUUCUCCAAUAACAGUAAAUACAAUUACGAAUCCAUUAGGAAAUGCGAACAUGUCUGCGGCAAAUUCAGCUCAGAUUACCGAUAUGCCUGCUUCCAAAGUUGUCACGACAGCUGUGUUAGUUAGUGCAAAUAAUACAAAUUCUCAUGCAAAUAAUCGAACUGUUGUGACGAAAACAUUAAGUCAUACCUCGCGAAAGAAAAUUGAUAUUAAACGCGAACGUAAAGCGACAAAAGUUCUCGGUAUUGUGAUGGGUUGUUUUAUCCUAUGUUGGUUACCAUUUUUUCUCGAAGAAACCAUUUGUGGUCUCUUUCAUUUAACUAUGAAUGAGAAAAUUAUCAGUGUGUUAACUUGGCUCGGUUAUCUCAAUAGUCUUUUAAAUCCUGUGAUUUACACGAUAUUUUCUCCUGACUUUCGACAAGCAUUUAAAAAGAUUUUAUUCGGAAAAUAUCGAAAACGAACACGAUGA
Adineta ricciae is the source of this 1755-nucleotide messenger RNA. NCBI's taxonomy places the organism in Eukaryota, Metazoa, Rotifera, Eurotatoria, Adinetida, Adinetidae. The record is from the annotation of a GenBank genome assembly.